Molecule: messenger RNA, 4682 nt
Organism: Rhipicephalus sanguineus (brown dog tick)
Lineage: Eukaryota; Metazoa; Arthropoda; Arachnida; Ixodida; Ixodidae
Product: transformer-2 protein homolog alpha
Exons: 11
Coding region: 214-1104 (296 amino acids)
Biological process (GO): positive regulation of mRNA splicing, via spliceosome
Cellular component (GO): spliceosomal complex
Molecular function (GO): RNA binding
Source: RefSeq, a predicted model, not a curated record
CGUCGGCCAGCGUCAGCCGCAUUCUGCGGUAGCCAUUUUGUGUGUUGUGUGACGCCGGUCGCCGUGUGCGUAGUUCUCGUCGCCGUAGCGUGGACUUUUCUUUCUCGCGCGCAGUUACCGUCGUGCAGUGCCGUGCCGGCUGCGUUUUGCGACACUAUAAGGGUCGUUGCUUCGCCGAGCGCGUACGACGUACCGGAUCCACUGUAACUGACCAUGAGCGACCGCGAGGGCACCCCCGAAGAGGAGGCUGUGGAGGAGUACCUUCAGGACAAUGCUGCGGGAGAGGAGGAAGAGGAGGAGGCUGCUCCCGAGAGGGAAGACGAAGAGGAUGACGGGGGCCGCAAGAGCCACGACGAAGGAACACCUGAGGAAGACUCCCGCGAGGAUCGCCGCAGGCAGCGUUCUCGCUCCCGGAGUCGAUCCCGAUCAAGGAGACGUCACCGCCACUACAGUCGCUCCCGUUCACGCUCACCAAGGCGCAGCAGAUACUACUCCUCUCGCAGCCGAAGGAGCCACAGCCGAUCUCCCAUGUCAAAUCGGCGACGCCACGUUGGGAGCCGGGACAACCCGAGCACGAGCCGGUGCCUGGGCGUGUUCGGGCUCAGUCUGUACACGCAAGAACGAGACCUCAAGGAGGUCUUCUCCAAGUACGGGCCUCUUGAGGAUGUCCAGGUGGUCUAUGACGCUCAGUCUGGCCGCUCCCGGGGCUUUGCCUUCGUCUACUUUGAGACUGUGGAAGACGCCAAAAUGGCCAAGGACCGCUGCAACGGCCUGGAGAUAGACGGCCGCAAGAUCAGGGUGGACUACUCCAUCACCCAACGGGCACACACACCAACACCGGGCAUCUACAUGGGCAAGCCAUCCUAUGGCGGUGGUGGUGGCAGCAGCUACGGAGGAGGAGGCGGUGGUGGCUACCGCGGGGGCUACAGGGAUCGCUCGCCGUCCCCCUACUACUACAGCCGGGGGCGGCGCUACUCGCGCUCUCGGUCUCGGUCGUACUCCCCUCGGAGGGCUUGGAAGAAGGAAAACGAAGCGCAUUGGUGUGUCUCUGUGAAGUUUGAAGUUUGCGAAGGGCAAGAAAGAAACCGGUGGUUGCGGGCGUAGAAGAGCGAAGCCUGAAGGCAAGGCGGGGUUGGGCAGGCCGCCAAGAGGUCUUGCCACCCUCCCGCAUGGUGAGCCUGGCGCCAUCACCCACUCCCUCCUUACCCUCUAUUCCCUCCUCCCCCGUCACACACACAGAACACGUUCUCGGCAGCGCGGGGCCAACGCAGAAGCGAUCCAGGCCCCCCCUGUGGGUAAGCGGUGUCGUUGCUUUCGCUGCCUUCUACCGCCCAGGUUUCCCUCCUAACUUGCCUGCUCCUCUGGUGUUGGGAGGGCUUCCCGUUCAUAGAAGUAUGCCCAACAAGUGCCGGUACAUGUAGUUCGUGCAGUGGAACCUUAUUAGUGCACGCACACAGGGGCUGCAGAUUGUAGGCACUUCACUCUCUUGUAUGAAGUUCUGCUCCGGACCAGAAUGGUUUUAUAACAUGACUUGUAACAGUGACAAAAUUUUUUUAUAAGAUAGGGCAUCACCGCUGCUUGUAGUUCUCAUUGCCCCAUUGCAGUCAGCUAUCUUAGGCUAACCACCUGGAGUGGUGUUGAAAUGAAGCACUUUAGAACAUUGUUCUUCAUCGUAGUUGCAUUUCACUUUAUGCCCACCCCCCCUUUUCAACAACAAAAAAAAAAAAGCAAGUGACACUUCUUUUUGUGUGUGUGAAGUGGUGAUGUGUUUUAGAGAAGUGUUAAUAUGCAGCACGGUCCUCUUUUUUUUUUUUGCUGAAUGUAAUGGACACCUAAAACUGCAGAGCUUGCAAGGACCCAAAUGCCUAGAUUAUACGGCAGCUUGGAAUGCUCAUUGGAAAUGAUAAACAUGCCACUGCUAACCUUGGCAGAUGCCAAAGCUCAAAUCUGCACCGUAAGAGAAAUACCCAAUGAAUGGAUGUACGGCCCCUUAAUUCAGAAAUGUACUUUGCACAACGAUAUUCUCUACAUUUGUCAUUAAGCUGAUUUUACUUGAAUAUGCAGCACUGUGUGUGUAAGCAUUGGAGAACUGUGUGCACUGAUAAGGCUCCAUUGCAUGAGCCCUUGAGUAUGGGAGGAAUUUCAAUGAGUAAGUGAACUGAAACGCAGUGGUUAUGAGACUAUGGCACAAAAUUUGAUGCUGAAGGGAAGGUCUUGUGUUACUGACCCACUCUGGUAAGCUGGUGGUAGAGUGUAGCUGUGCAACUGUAGUUUCUUGGUAUGCUCUGGUUUAUGUUCAAGUUUUUUAAUACCCAAUUGUGUUCAGGUGAACAGCAAAGCCAUGUUUGUAUACCUGUGCUGGCAGACCUGUCAUUUACGGAUUUGCAUAACUAGACAUGCCUUGUAGCCUUGCUGGCGCGAAGGUUGGGCACUCACUGCACUUGCCUUUUGUUAGGAAAUGCUUUAUUCAGGAAAAGCAGGAGUUGUAAGUGUGAAUUAUUGUGAAGCAUGCGGCAAUAUUGUAUAUAAGUGAAGAUUGUCUUGUUAAUCAUGUCUAAGCAGCUGUUAAGGAAUGGUUCAUAGUGCCAUGGUUUUCGUAGUAGCACCAUCGGUGUGCUACGCAGAGUUGUUCCUGUGAGUUGCAUUUCAUUAGUGGCAGGUUUGACAGCUGCUGUCCUUCAUUUGGCUGAUCACUUCGCAGGAAACAUUCUGCUUGCAUUGCAUGUUCCUUGAAGGUUCUAUGACUGCGCAAAGCGAACGGAUUGCAGAGGGUACUUUCAGUGCAACCAGUCUUGCUUCAUGCUCUAGUCGACUUGACAUGCCUGAUUUUGGAUAUUUGGUCCUGUAGCUUUGAAGCUACACCAAGUAAAACUAAACAGAGUUGUUGCAAGUAAUAGUUUGUAGUAGACAAGUCCCCUUUCUGGGUGACAGCAAAGGAAGUGUCACGUAAUAUUGUAAAUACUCGAGGUUGCACAAAAUAGUUUUCGUCGUUAGGAUACCUUCGUAGUUGUAACAUUGCUCUAUGCUGGCAUGGCACCUUUGCCUCUGCUUAUGUGUGCGAACCAUGACAGGUGGUAUUGAGUUGGUUAUACGUUUGUCUUGGGCGAGUGCUUUAGUGCCAGCUUUUGGGUGGCUGUGAAGGGUUCUAGGGGCGAAGCACCUUAGGGUCUCGACUUGUCAGUGUGUCAUGUCGUUGUUACGGUCCAUCAUAAACGGGUAUGCACCACAAAAUUGAGGUAAAUCCCACUACUCACUGCCGCUCCAUACUAUGCAUAUUAUGGGUUGAAGGUUCAUCGUUACUGCCUAAAAGAUUGUUUGGCUUAGCCGUGGUGUCAGAAUCCCCGACGAAAUUUACCAAGGCCCUCAAGUCUUGGUAUCUGAAACCAGAGACUCAAACAUGGAUCUCUCUGGUAAAGUCAUCUAUUUGAAACACCACUUCUUGAAACAUGUCUGCAAAGUAAUGUUGCUUUACUCGCCACUGGUCUACUAAAAAUGAAGGAGGCAACACUUAGCGAAGGACGUUAGUGGAUCUGAAACACCCUUUCCUACAACCGUAGGGAGCUGAAACCGGGCAUGUAGGGAAGAAUAAGAAGCACCUUAGGGUAAGCGGCAUUCUGAUGCAGUUUCUGAUGACGUUAGUGGAGCUGAAACGCAUACAUGCCCAGUUUCAGGCUUUGCACCACUAGUGCCUCAUCAGAGAAAUCUCUCAAAAACUGUGGCGAAUUACCUCGGUCAGGCCUUUCUUCUUAUGUCUCUGAUUGCCCGUUAGCAGCGAUUUUGCUGUGGGAAACACUGCCGCACACUGCAUGCUUUGCCCCUCCCCAGGUUUCCUAUUAGUGGAGCUGAAACACCCUUCCCUACAGUCUUCGCACCUCCCCAGUUUUUGUGGUGUUGGUUCGUUCCGCUACUUGUGAUGUUUUCUGAUGUAGUGUUCAGCGAUUGCGACAUAUCUUGGUACAUUUCUGACUCGAGGUGAAAGUAAUUAGGGUUGGGAUGAAUAUGACGUCCCACCAGCUUCUAAAAGCUGUCACUGGUUUGGUUAUGGAUUGGAGCUUGGAUAUUUCUCAGCUUUGAACAGUGCAAGUGCUGCGAGGCCCGAUUAAUGUUGCCUGCAUACUACAGCAAAUUGUUAGUGAUUGCUUGUGGCUUGCUUAUCAGCAGACAGCGUAUACAAAUGGUGGGCUUGCUCCAUCAGAACAUUAAUUGAGCAGAUUGAGGCAAGUUUAUCAGCUUUAUUUGGGAUGUAGGUUCAUGCGUCUUCACAGGCGGAGUGUGGUUCUGCAUUGUCACUUGGUCCAUUAGUUCAGGUACAGGCCCACUGUGCUAAGCUUUGCGGUUAGUUUGCAGCAUGAAGCUUGGAAAAUGGAAAGAAAAACUUCACUUGCACCCUGGCCCAGUGGACCAGGUCCUGGUUUGGGCCAACCCCCAGCAAGACCAAGCUUUCACAGCACAAGUGUGUGGUAGGUACAACUGCUGGGCACAGCAUAGAAGACUGGUGCAGUCUCUUCAGCAGAAGAAUCCUCCAAACAUCCAUCUUUUUUGGUCAUUUGCUGCAAGAGCUGGCUCUAUCGGGAGUUUGAGUCCAUAACGACUGCUUCGAUCACAAUGCAAGUGUGUCCCGGACCACCGUGCUCUGAACUUGCUACGUUGCAUCCGUAAUAAAGGGUCGUACUUUUCAACAA